ACUGCAGUUAGUUUACAUGUUUGUUCGGUUCGUAGCAGACGUUCGAAGGUUUGAGUUAUUCCGUUAUCGUAUUUUAUUCUAAAGGAUUAAAUCGCCUGUUGAUUCACCGGUAUGCGUGAUAAAUUUACGACAUUUUUAUUGAAAUUCUGAGUUUUGUUUGUUGAAACAUUUCGCGUUGAACAUGUGCAAUCGGUCAUCUUCUACGUGAUUCGUUAACUCUGCACCUGCGACGAUGCCUGCCGAAAAUUGCAAUUCCGAUACAUCUUCGUUGAAUUGGGAAGAAUUUUUCGGAUCGUCAAACUCUGAAGAUUUGCUGCCAUGUUUAUUGAACGUCUACGAUUCGAUAGCAGCCGCCAGGAAACUAACCGGCGGCGUCAGCGGAUCUACUCGAAUUGCGUCCGAGAAGGAAAAAAUGACCGAAAAUGAUACCUUAAUCGAACCUUCGGCCAGGCUGAAGGAAGCUGCUGAUUCAAACGGUGCAAAAUUGACGUCGUCUUCGAGAUCCUGGUAUAAUUAUCAGAGCCUUACGAGUCCAUCGUCUUUGAGACCCAAGUCAGCUAUUUCGGUCGCUUCGAUGUCGUCGAGUACUUCUCUGAGCAGUAGCCGAAGUAGUAAUAGUUCGAAUAACAGCAGCGUUAAUCCGGAUAACGAACGGCCAGAUCAACGAACUGUCCAAAAUAACUCGUCGUCAACCACCAAUCUGACUGAUAAAUCUUUAGAUUCUCUAGUCGAAAUUCAACCACAUGCCAACCGAACAAAAGCAAUCGCAGAUACUCAACCUAGAACUAGUUACGCUACGUCGUCUCAAUAUUCGGAAGAUAGUGGUAUAUAUAGUAAUUUUAUGAGAUCCGAGUCGCUCCAUGAGAGAUCGUGGUUCUGCAACGAUAGCGAAGAUUUCAAUUAUACCAGUCGAGUCGUCGCCGAGAUCCUGGAGACUGAGUUGGCUUACGUUGAUGAUCUGCAUCAGAUUAUAACGGGUUACUUGGAUGAAUGGAGGAACGAUUGUAAUUGCGCCUUAUCUAGCGAACAAAUCAACGAUCUGUUCGGUAAUAUCGAAGAAAUAUAUCAUUUUAACAGAUGCUUCCUGUGGGAGUUGGAGCAAUGUGGACAAGAUCCUGUGAAAAUAGCCGGAAGCUUUGUGGAAAAUAAUUGUAAUUUUUCCAUAUACGCCGCGUAUUGCACGCAUUAUCCUAGAUCGAUGAAUAUUUUGACCGAAUUGAUGAGGCAGGAAAAAACCGCUCAUAUAUUUCGCGAAAGACAAAUCUCGUUACAUCACACGCUACCUUUAGGAUCGUAUUUGUUGAAACCGGUGCAAAGGAUAUUAAAAUACCAUUUAUUACUGCAGAAUAUGGUAAAACACACACCGCCGGAUACGGUCGGAUAUAACGAUAUAACGGUCGCUCUGUCCACGAUGACUGGAAUAGCUCAUCAUAUAAAUACGAUGAAACGUCGCCACGAGCACGCGAUCCGAGUUCAAGAAGUACAAAGCUUGCUGACCGGAUGGCAGGGGCCGGAUUUGAUCACAUUCGGCGAACUGUAUGCCGAAGGAUCGUUCAGGAUAUCCGGAGCGAAAGCUUUAAGACACGUAUUCCUCUUCGAGCACAUGCUGCUGGUGACUAAAAAGAAAGAAGGCGGCAUACUGAACUAUAAAACCCACAUAUUGUGUUCCAAUUUAAUGCUGGUCGAAUGUGUUCCAAAAGAGUUGCUGAGUUUUCAAAUUAUACCAUUCGAUAGUCCAAGGAUGCAGUUCACUGUUCAUGCUCGAAGUUUGGAAGAAAAACGCCAUUGGACUUUGGAGCUGAAACGAGUCAUUUUAGAAAAUUACAAUGUCGAUAUUCCCUCCCACGCCAGACAAUUGGUUAUGGAACUUGGACAAAUACAGCAAACUGACGAUAUAGGUGGUGAGAAGAUUUCCACGAAAAGACAUCACUCUACGCCAGAUUACCUACAGAGACGAAAAGUAGAUAAAGGAAAGAAAACGAAAAUUAAAUCGAGACUUUUGCCUUUGUUCAGGAAAUCGGAUAUUCUGCUAAACAAUAAGAUGCGGAGUAAAUUGAAGAAAAACCAGUUCCUAAGCGAAGGCAGCAUAUUUUCAGAUACAUCAGCUAAUUCGGACGAAUCAUAUGGCAACGAUUCCAGUCUAUUGAACUUAUCAAAAACCACCACCCCUACCACCACCACCACACCCACCUCAACUCCUACCAAAGACUCAGCCUCACAUCGUUUGGACCGUCUGACUCGACAAACGUUGGAAAACAUCUCAAAAUUAUCGUGCAGCAGCAGCAACAACAGCGUCGACGGUACCGGUCGUAACAGCAGCAUCAGCAGCGGUAGCAACACGACGCCGACAAAUUUCUCAUCUCGAGACGACCUCGACCGGAGUUGUAGCAGCAGCUGCGUCGGUACCGAGAGUGAAUUGGACGACUCGGCGUCGAGUAGCUAUCAGCAGAAAGAGAAACUCAUCGAGGAGAUCAUCGGGCAGCUGUUGAUCGCCAGUCAGAAAUUCCAAAGGGCUAUCAAAGAUCAUCAACAGAGUGUGAAGAAAACCAAGAAAUUGGCGGAGUCUGUUUCCUGUGAAGAGACUGAAGAAGAAGAUGACGAUGCAGAUUUAACCGAAGAUGACGACGAAGAUCGGGAUUAUAGACUGAAAUAUACCAAAGAAUCGAACCGUAGGCGUCGUACGUCAGCCGAGGUUUUGAAUACGUCUUCUGAAAGUCUAUCGGCCAGUCUUCGUCAGCUAAUUCCUACGUCUCCGAAUAUCUGGCUUAAGCAGCAAAGCGAGCAUUUGGCUACACCGCAGAAAAAAGCUGACUCUUUGCCAAGGACCUGGUUUCAAGGUACGCCUUCGGAGGCUGACGAAUGGAGAAUAAAUCGACCUAAGACGAUCGCCAGUGAUAAACCUACUCGUAUGAAAGAGGCUAAGGCUUUCGAUACCGAAGAUAUGACCAAUACGUGUUUCUUGGCGGGUCGUAAUAGACGUACGGAGAUCGCUACUUCGUUGAUGAGCCUUAAUACCGCUAAUGUGCAUCCGGAGUGUAAAUUUUAUCGAACUAGUGUGGCUCGAAUGACGUUCCGUAGUAUGGUCCAGAGUAUGGGAUUAAAGCUGCUGUCGAAACGAGGUAAAAACGAACGAAGAUCGUAUACCAUCGAACACGAGAUACCCAAACCAAAGUGCACUUUUACUAGUACUAUAGAUAAAGAGCUCAUUCCAACGUACAAACAGGGUAGCUCCGAUCUAGGUGCUAGAAUAGCUCAUGGUAAAGAGAUUCCAGAUUACGCAGAUCCGAAAGUAUUAUUUCCUACGAUAACACCGUCGAAGAAAGCUGCUUCAUUAUUGGGUAUUCGAGCUUACCCGAAUGAAUCCACUAAACUAGAUGAGAAACCCAUCGGUAAAGGCGGAGACGGAGACUCGAAAGCUGCGCAGAAAGUAUUUUCCAAAAAGAUCGACGAUAAAGAAGCAGACAGCGAUGAUUCGGCUGAAAGCUUCUACGAAAGGAAAUUCGAACAGGUAGAAAGUGAAUUUGAGAACGCCAUAAGAGAAACGUCUAUUUUAGCCGACGCAGUCAACGCUGAAAGAGCUCAAGAGAUUAGCGACUCGUUCAAGAAAUAUUCGCAAAUAAAUGUGAAUAUCUCACGUCACAAAGCGAUCAGAAUUCCGCCUCCUGUACCUCUGAAACCGACUGCUUUGAGAAAUAGAAUGGCCAAAGCCGAAGGACCAUCGAAAGAGUCCAGAAUCGGGAUCCCAUCGCCAGAAUGUACGAUACCGACUCGCGGAUGGGUCAAGCAUGUCGUGGAACGGUUCCAGAAUGCUGAUUAGAAGAGUAUUUUCGAUAACAUUCCAGUGUUUUUUUCUUCUUCUUACGAAUUGACGUUGAAUUACAUAAAUUUUUGUACUUUUAUUGUUUGCAUUUUACCCAUUUUUUUGAAUUUUUUUUCUCUAGUUUGUAUUGCGUGUAAAUUGUUUUUUUUCUGUUUUUUUCCUGGCGAAAUUUUGUUUUUAUUUUUAUUAUUUUCUUUUUGAUUUAGAUACUUUCAAAAAAUGUUCCCAAGACUGCCAUUUUUGCCAUGAUGUUUUCGUUUUCUUUUUUUUUUCUUUUCAAUUUUUUUGUGUAUUUUUAUGUAUUAGUUUACUUUUUCCAUUUUUUUUUUCGUCGUGGAAAUCAUUUUUUGUUGAUAUUGUUGAGUGUAAAUAUGUGAAUUCGAUGUGUAAGAUUUGAAAUACAAAUUUUAUAAGUA
Planococcus citri (citrus mealybug) is the source of this 4236-nucleotide messenger RNA. RefSeq names its product Guanine nucleotide exchange factor in mesoderm (gene GEFmeso). The coding region runs from base 233 to 3817 and encodes 1194 amino acids. Gene Ontology annotation, biological process: intracellular signal transduction. The record is from RefSeq and is a predicted model, not a curated record. NCBI's taxonomy places the organism in Eukaryota, Metazoa, Arthropoda, Insecta, Hemiptera, Pseudococcidae. The transcript has 13 exons. Gene Ontology annotation, molecular function: small GTPase binding; guanyl-nucleotide exchange factor activity.